This is a messenger RNA of Etheostoma spectabile (orangethroat darter), 3504 nucleotides long. RefSeq names its product fibroblast growth factor receptor 3 (gene fgfr3). The record is from RefSeq and is a predicted model, not a curated record. Gene Ontology annotation, molecular function: fibroblast growth factor binding; ATP binding; fibroblast growth factor receptor activity. Gene Ontology annotation, cellular component: plasma membrane; signaling receptor complex. Bases 622 to 3078 code for a protein of 818 amino acids. Gene Ontology annotation, biological process: protein phosphorylation; positive regulation of kinase activity; multicellular organism development. The transcript is spliced from 18 exons. NCBI's taxonomy places the organism in Eukaryota, Metazoa, Chordata, Actinopteri, Perciformes, Percidae.
AUUUUGAAGGUGCAAACAGGAACUCGCCGUGUCUCCCAGCCGGUGUGUGGUGACCGUGCAGCUACUUCCCAGGCAGCCAGCGGCGGAGAGCCACCAGUCCGAGUUGGCUGAUCCGAGGUAGCGCAGCACACCGACGGCCACCGGCGCUGAAGCCGAGCGAGCAGCCGCGUUCACGGCGUCCGGUCCGCCGAGCUUCACACUGCCACACCGACCCGCUGAUGCGCGACACCAUGAACGCCUCCUGGACGUUUGGACACUUUGGACGCCAGCGCGCAGUGGGAUCCUAGGAUUUAGUGGAGAAGAAGUUGUCUUUCGCAACGGCGGUGCACGAGCCAAGGACGAGAGGGAUUUCUUAUUCUUUUUUCCCCCCUUCACUCUGCCCGAUUUGCCCGAGGAUUUACGGAUUUUAAAGUUAUUUUGUGUGUGUUUUUUUUUUAAAUAAAUUUAAAGGAGAAUAACUGCUGGGUUUCUGUUUUUGUUUUUAAAUGAAUGCUUGGUGACACCUGAAAGACUCAGAUCUGCUGUCACAACGGGAUACUUUGGGUCAGGGUCGCCGAGUCGUCGGACAGUUUCCCGCGGCGUGGUAGGCCGCCGUUCUGCAGGACAGCAUGCUCACGGAGGAUGUCGUCUGAGUCGGGCCUCGCCGCUCCGCGUCUCACCUUGCCGUCCGGAGUGAUGACGGCUCUGUGGUGCUCCCUCUGGCUCUCCUUCCUCCUGCCCCUCUGCGCCACUCCGGCCAGGCUGCCCACCGCCCAGCCCACAGACUCUGUGUCCAGCGAGACCGCCUUCCCGGAGGACGAUGUUCUGGGCAUGGGGGACACGCUGGAAAAGUCCUGCGACCUGAAAGACCACUCCGAGCCCGUCGUCUGGUUCAAAGACGGGGUCGGGCUGACGCCUAGCAACAGGACGCGGCUGGGCCAGAGGAUGUUGCGCAUCAUCAACAUGUCGUACGAGGACUCGGGCGUCUACUCCUGCCGGCUCGCCCACAGCAACACGUUGCUCAGCAACUACACCAUCCGGGUGACAGAUUCUCUGUCAUCUGGUGAUGAUGAAGAUUAUGACGAAGAUCCAGAAGAUGCAGGUAAUGGAAAUGAAGCUCCAUAUUGGACCAGGCCAGACCGGAUGGACAAAAAGCUCCUGGCUGUUCCAGCCGCCAACACCGUCAAGUUCCGCUGUGCGGCGUCCGGGAACCCGGUGCCGACCAUCCACUGGCUGAAGAACGGCAAAGAGUUCAAGGGAGAGCAGAGGAUGGGAGGAAUCAAGUUGAGACACCAACAGUGGAGUCUGGUGAUGGAGAGCGCCGUGCCAUCAGACCGGGGGAACUACACCUGCGUUGUGCAGAACAAGUACGGCGCCAUCACCCACACCUACCAGCUGGAUGUGCUAGAGCGUUCCCCCCACAGGCCCAUCCUCCAGGCGGGCCUGCCAGCCAAUCAGACGGUCGCAGUGGGCAGUGACGUGGAGUUCCACUGUAAGGUGUACAGCGACGCCCAGCCACACAUCCAGUGGCUGAAACACAUUGAGGUCAACGGCAGCCGCUACGGCCCCGACGGCGUUCCCUACGUCAACAUUCUGAAGAGUGUUGUCAGUAAACACACUGAGGCCCACAGUAAGUUGAAACUGUCCAACGUGACAGAGCAAAAUGCUGGGAAGUACUGGUGUCGCGCCUCCAACUUUGUAGGCAAGUCAGAAAACGCUUUCUGGCUUAAGAUACACAAUCCAGCAGUGAGCCCAGAGAAGGAGGACUACUACGCCGACAUCCUCAUCUACGUGACGGGCUGCGUGCUCUUCAUCCUCGCCGUGGUCAUCGUCGUCCUCUGCCGCAUGCGCAUGACGACGCAGAAGACGCUGCCCACGCCGCCCGUGCAGAAACUGUCCAAGUUCCCCCUCAAGAGACAGGUAACAGUGUCCUUGGAUUCCAACUCCUCCAUGAACUCCAACACCCCGUUGGUCCGGAUCGCCCGCCUGUCGUCCAGCGACGGGCCCAUGCUGGCCAACGUCUCGGAGCUGGAGCUGCCCUCCGACCCCAAAUGGGAGUUUCCUCGAACACGGCUGACUCUGGGGAAACCCCUGGGCGAGGGCUGCUUCGGCCAGGUGGUGAUGGCCGAGGCCAUCGGCAUCGACAAGGAGAAGCCCAACAAGCCGCUGGACGUCGCUGUGAAAAUGCUGAAAGACGAUGCCACAGAUAAAGAUUUGUCAGACCUGGUGUCGGAGAUGGAGAUGAUGAAGAUGAUCGGAAAACACAAAAACAUUAUCAACCUUCUCGGAGCGUGCACACAGGACGGUCCUCUGUACGUCCUGGUGGAAUACGCCUCCAAGGGCAACCUGAGGGAGUACCUGCGGGCGCGGCGCCCACCGGGCAUGGACUACUCCUUCGACACGUGUAAGAUCCCCGACGAGCAGCUCACCUUCAAAGACCUGGUGUCCUGUGCCUACCAGGUGGCCCGGGGCAUGGAGUACCUCGCCUCGCAGAAGUGUAUCCAUAGAGACUUGGCAGCCAGAAACGUCCUUGUGACAGAGGACAACGUCAUGAAGAUCGCCGACUUCGGGCUCGCCAGAGAUGUGCACAAUAUAGACUACUACAAAAAGACCACCAACGGUCGUCUGCCCGUGAAAUGGAUGGCUCCCGAAGCUCUGUUCGACCGGGUCUACACGCACCAGAGCGAUGUGUGGUCCUAUGGGGUGCUGUUGUGGGAGAUCUUCACCCUGGGAGGCUCGCCGUACCCAGGAAUCCCGGUAGAAGAGCUCUUUAAGCUGCUGAAGGAAGGACAUCGGAUGGACAAACCUGCCAACUGCACCCAUGAACUGUACAUGAUCAUGAGGGAGUGCUGGCACGCCGUGCCGUCCCAGAGACCCACCUUCAGACAGCUGGUGGAAGACCACGACCGGGUUUUAUCCAUGACCUCCACCGAUGAGUACCUGGACCUGGCGGUGCCCUUCGAGCAGUACUCGCCCACCUGCCAGGACUCCAACAGCACGUGCUCGUCCGGAGACGACUCGGUGUUCGCCCACGACCCGCUCCCCGACGAGCCCUGUCUUCCCAAACAGCUUCCCAGCAACGGGGUGAUCAGGACAUAGAGAACAACGCAGCGGGGCAAGGGGGGGGAGGGGAAGUUGGACUUUAACUUCCUCUCACGGGUCGCCCAUGAACAAAACACCUCGCAGUGACUCCUCAGCAAUUACGGAAAUGAAAAACUCAGCAUGCAAUACUUUCAUGCUCUUCCAUUCGUCUUAAAACUCUCGCGUGCCAUCCUCCUCCCACUCCUUCGACUGAGUUUUUUCUCCCUCCCGCAUCCCCCCUCCCUCCCAAAAGACUCUUGAAACAUUGAAGGAUUUUUUUUAUUUUUUUUUAUGCGGUUUGAACCGUGUUCGUGUUUCUUCUUUUCAGAAAUGAAAAUUAUAUUUUUGUACUGGGACAGUCUUUUGUUACGGACAAUCUGUAAGGGGGUGGGCGGGGGGGGGGGGGGGGGGGGGGGGUAAACCAUUCCGUGCCUACUGGUAUAA